CUCAUCCCAGGAACUGGCUAAAUAUGAAUAUAUGGAAGACCAAGUAAUAUUAACGGAGAAAGAUCUGCUGGAAGAUGGUUUUGGAGAACACCCCUUCUACCACUGCCUGGUGGCCGAAGUGCCCAAGGAACACUGGACCCCGGAAGGCCACAGCAUUGUUGGUUUCGCCAUGUACUAUUUUACCUACGAUCCCUGGAUUGGCAAGCUCUUGUACCUUGAGGACUUCUUUGUGAUGAAUGAUUACAGAGGCUUUGGCAUUGGGUCCGAAAUUCUGAAGAAUCUAAGCCAGGUGGCUAUGAAAUGUCGCUGCAGCAGCAUGCACUUCUUGGUGGCAGAGUGGAAUGAACCAUCUAUCAACUUCUACAAACGCAGAGGUGCCUCUGACCUGUCCAGCGAGGAGGGAUGGAGACUCUUCAAGAUCGACAAGGAGUACUUGCUAAAGAUGGCGGCAGAGGAGUGAGGCGUGCUGGCGUCGGCGCCGACAAGUUCCAUUCUAUUUAGAAUAAAUUCUCACCUUCUCUUGCUUUCCUUCCCUGUUUCUAGUGGAACCAUAGAACAAGCUCCCAUUCCAAAGCUUUAUUACCAGUGGCGUUGUUGCAUGUUUGAAAGGCAAGAGGCAAUUCUGUAUGGCCGUUUGCAUGCAGUUUGGAGUCCGGUUUUUGUUUUCCUUGAACAUCUUUGAUAAACAAUAAGGCAGCAGGAUCUUUAUAUAUGAACAAAAAAAAGAACACUUCAUUCUUGUGAGUCAUUUAAAUGUGUACAAUGUACACACUGGUACUUAGAGUUUCUGUUGGGAUUCAUUUUUAAUAAACUACCCUUUGAUUUA
Echinops telfairi (small Madagascar hedgehog) is the source of this 826-nucleotide messenger RNA. It is a transcript of the gene SAT1, whose product is annotated as spermidine/spermine N1-acetyltransferase 1. The record is from RefSeq and is a predicted model, not a curated record. The coding region runs from base 32 to 460 and encodes 142 amino acids. Gene Ontology annotation, molecular function: N-acetyltransferase activity. NCBI's taxonomy places the organism in Eukaryota, Metazoa, Chordata, Mammalia, Afrosoricida, Tenrecidae. Gene Ontology annotation, cellular component: cytosol. The transcript is spliced from 5 exons.